Messenger RNA from Purpureocillium takamizusanense, 2185 nucleotides. RefSeq lists its product as uncharacterized. The coding region runs from base 538 to 2148 and encodes 536 amino acids. Gene Ontology annotation, biological process: transmembrane transport. The record is from RefSeq and is a predicted model, not a curated record. Lineage: Eukaryota; Fungi; Ascomycota; Sordariomycetes; Hypocreales; Ophiocordycipitaceae. The transcript is spliced from 4 exons. Gene Ontology annotation, cellular component: membrane. Gene Ontology annotation, molecular function: transmembrane transporter activity.
GCCGGAAAGCGACGAACGACAGGCUUCGCUCGGCAUGAAUCAUGGCACGCCACCUCGCAAGGGCAGAGAACGGGAUGGCCGCACUUGGCAGCAGCAGUAAGACGCGCCUGGUUCCCCCCGCAAACAAGGAGACCCGCCUCGGUGUCAGAUCGUCCGACUCGGGGGGGCUGGUGGUGUCACGGCUGCAUCACGACAGCAUCGGGAAGGGGGGAGGAGGGCGCUACUGCCAGCAACAAACCCCGUCAUUGUAGGGAACAGACUUUCGUCUCGUCCGCAGAGUGGACUUAUUAGCCGCGGCGGCAGGCAAAACAAGCUCCAGGAACGCCACGCGGGCUAGCAGUGGGAACCAGCCGAGCAAGUGAGCAUCCUGGGUCCCGCUGUGAAUUCUGGGGAUCGAACAUUGCGGGGGAAAGCCGGCAGUUGCCCACGGUGUUGAGUCCGCCGUGAGUCCGGUCUGGUCUCGUGGGUGCGACGCAACUCCGCUGUCCUUCUGGAACGGCACACGUAUUAAGUUAGUUAUAAAGUCGGCUACCGCACAUGUCCACCAGCUUUUCGUCAGGGGGCAUGAGAAUCCACCCUUCCCCACCGCUCAUCGCACACAUUUGCAUCAUCAGACGAACAGCCCGAGCCAUGACAUCUGUCAAAGAGCAGCAGGUCGAUCAGAUUGAGCGCCGUGCUGCCUUUGCCAAGGAACACGAUGGCGUCGUCCCCGGCGCCAACGAGGCCGACCGCGAGUUCUUCCUCGAAUUCGCCUCCAAGGGCGAGGAAUGGCGGUCGCUCCACGAGAAGAAGCUUCUUCGACGCAUCGAUUUGCACCUGAUGCCGUUCCUCGUCAUCAUGUACCUGCUCAAUUUCCUCGACCGCUCGAAUCUCGCACAAGCACGCCAGGGGACACUGGAGAAGGACCUGGGCAUGAAGGGCACAGACUUUAACCUGGCAACGAGCAUCUUCUUCGUCGGCUACCUGCUCAUGCAGCUGCCGUCGAACCUGCUCAUCACCAGAGUGCGGCCGUCGCUGUAUCUGUCCGCUUCUGUGCUUCUGUGGGGGGUCGUGUCGACCUGUAACGCGGCGACCCAUAACUUUACCCAGCUGGUGGUGACGAGGUUCUUUUUGGGCUUUGUCGAGGCGCCAUUCUUUCCGGGUGCCGUCUUCUUGAUGUCCUCAUGGUAUACUCGGGCCGAGCUCACGCGACGUGUGGCGUGGUUUUACUGCGGCAACGCCCUCGCCAACAUGUUUGGCGGCUUGAUUGCGUACGGGGUGUUGAAGGACUUGUCGGGCACUGCUGGCAUUGCGGGAUGGCGCUGGCUCUUCAUCGUGGAAGGCGUCGUGACAAUCGGUGUCGCGUUUGUGGCCGCCUUUGUGCUGCCCGACUAUCCCGCGACGACACGAUGGCUGAGCGACGAGGACAAGGCGUUUGCGGCCUGGCGACUCCUGGUCGAUGUCAACGAGGCCGAUGAGCGCAAGGCCACGACCAUCUGGCAGGGCGUCAAGCUUGCGCUGCUGGACUAUAGGCUUUACGUCUUUGUGCUGUUCACGCAUCUGAGUAUCCUGGCCAUGACGUUUCAGUACUUUUUCCCUAGCAUCGUGCAGACGCUCGGCUACGACAAGCUCAUAACGCUGCUUCUGACAGUGCCCGCUUGGUUCGCGACAUUCAUCGUGGCCGUCUUUGUCAACUGGACGGCGGCGCACUACAACGACCGCUCCAUCCACAUCUUCUGCCUCAUGAUCCUCGCCACGGCGGGCAACGUGAUCGCAACGGCGUCGACGUCGACGGGCGCGCGCUUCUUCGCCAUGUUCCUCAUGCCCGUCGGAGCCGUGUCGACGUACACGCUGGUGGUCGGGUGGGUGGCCAACUCGUUCCCCCGGCCGCUCGUCAAGCGCUCCGCCGUCAUCGCCAUCGCCAACAUGAUUGGCAACACGGCGUCCAUCUACGGCAGCUACAUGUACGACGAGAAGACGGGCCCGCAGUACGUGCCGGGCGGGAGCGCAAACGCCGUCAUCAGCUUCCUCGUCGCGGUGCUGGCGAUUGUGCUGCGGUACAUUCACAAGUGGGAGAACGAGAAGCUGGAGAGGGCGGAGAGGGAGACGGCCGAGGAGGACGGCGAGGUGGCACAGGACGCUCCCACCGGCUUCCGCUACAUCUAUUAGCGAAGGGUAUUAUGAUUCAGGGUAAUGAAUGAAUAGC